This is a messenger RNA of Desarmillaria tabescens, 1035 nucleotides long. RefSeq lists its product as uncharacterized. The coding region runs from base 1 to 1035 and encodes 344 amino acids. The transcript is spliced from 9 exons. The record is from RefSeq and is a predicted model, not a curated record. NCBI's taxonomy places the organism in Eukaryota, Fungi, Basidiomycota, Agaricomycetes, Agaricales, Physalacriaceae.
AUGACUGGCCCUAGUGCAACCAGGGGAUCUGCCAGCGCAGAGCCAGGCGCCCCAGAGAGCAUCGCCCUUCCCAGAAAUCCCAAUCAAAGAGAUACACGAAGCGUGAUUCCACCAUGUCACCAGAAAAAACGCGGAGGUUGUGGUGGUCAGGUGACAUCAGCAAAACAAAUUGCAACAAGUUUGCGUCGAGAAGCAGGCCGAGCUGAGAUUAAGGCCCAGGCUGUUCACCAGCUCAUAUACGGUGAUAGGACCCAGCCAUCCGAACGUAUUCAUACCGACACCUUAGCCUCCCAGGCUGCCUCGAAGACACAGAGCAUGAGGAAGACAUCAAAGCCUAUCUGUGAGACGUGCAUCCUCGUAGAAGAUAUGCCGACCCGACCUGCAACCUUGGCCACAUAUAUUAGCCGCCAUAAGGUCGGGGACGUAGAGGUGAUAGAUGGAUUCGAGCUCUCGGAGGUCCAGAAGAUGGUCCAGAUUACCCAGGAGAGCGUCCGAAAGACCAGACUUCACAAACCAGAGCUAACUGGAGAUCAACGUCAUCGCGCCAACGUCGAGUGCCCAUUCAUGAUCUAUGAACUUGCAGGGGAGGAGGGGGACACAUGUGUUCUGACGGAAAAUGCUGGCACCCGACACGACAUUGAACUUUGGUUUGCUCAAGGCCAUCCGAAUGAUCCGCCCUCUCCAUCUACCGAUAUCUGCAGCAGUAACAAUCAUCAUGAAGAGCUGGCUGCCCACCAAUAUUACUUAGCUACGGAUCGCCAAAGUGCAUAUUUGAAUGCGCUCAUGAAGCGCUUCUUCUCAAUGGAAUAUGCGACUCUUAUCAGAGCAGCCAAAGCAGGUCGGUGGGUUCAAGGUAUCCAGAGCUGUUUCCUCAGCCUGGCCACAGUGUGGAAACUUCAGGUGGAUGCUCAUCUAGAUGAAAAAGACUACGAGCCACUAACUCUAAUCGACUUAGAUCGUGCUAAGGUCUCUACUCGCGCUUCGGUAGACGACACUCAACAAGUCAAAGGCGACGAAAGUGAAUGGGACACUUAG